Acanthamoeba castellanii str. Neff is the source of this 627-nucleotide messenger RNA. RefSeq names its product Rab8/RabEfamily small GTPase, putative. NCBI's taxonomy places the organism in Eukaryota, Discosea, Longamoebia, Acanthamoebidae. The record is from RefSeq and is a predicted model, not a curated record. Gene Ontology annotation, biological process: regulation of exocytosis; protein secretion. The transcript is spliced from 8 exons. Gene Ontology annotation, molecular function: GTP binding; GTPase activity. The coding region runs from base 1 to 627 and encodes 208 amino acids.
AUGGCGGAUGGCAAGAAUGCGAAGCACACCUUGAAGAUGCUGCUUGUUGGCGACAGCGGCGUGGGUAAGAGUUGUCUCUUGCAAAGGUUCUCCGAUGGAACCUUCACCCACAGCUUCAUGCCCACCAUUGGCAUUGACUUCAAGGUGAGGACCGUCCCCAUCGAAGGGAAGGAGAUCAAGCUCCAACUGUGGGACACAGCUGGUCAAGAGCGUUUCCGCACCAUCACCGCUGCUUACUACCGUGGCGGUCACGGUGUGGUGCUUGUCUACGACGUCACCGACCAGAACUCCUUCAGCCACAUUAAGAUCUGGAUGAAGGGCAUUGAGCAACAUGCCUCGCAGGGCGUCAACAAGAUCCUCGUGGGCAACAAGGCCGACAUGGACGAUAAGCGGGGACAGGAGCUGGCAGAGAAGUAUGGCAUCAGGUUCUAUGAGACCUCCGCAAAGACCGGACAAAACGUCGACGACAUGUUCUUGCUGCUCGCCAAGGAAAUCAAGCACCGGGUGAUCGAUCCUAUGGGCGACGAGCCCGAGGAGCCUCAGGCCACUUCCUCAAGCCCCAAGGUGGAUCUGACCAGCAGCAAGGACUCGCAACCACAGGCCUCGGGCGGCUGCUGUGGUAAGUAA